Messenger RNA from Limulus polyphemus (Atlantic horseshoe crab), 784 nucleotides. Its product is annotated as Golgi apparatus protein 1-like. The record is from RefSeq and is a predicted model, not a curated record. Gene Ontology annotation, cellular component: Golgi membrane. The transcript is spliced from 4 exons. Bases 227 to 769 code for a protein of 180 amino acids. NCBI's taxonomy places the organism in Eukaryota, Metazoa, Arthropoda, Merostomata, Xiphosura, Limulidae. Gene Ontology annotation, molecular function: fibroblast growth factor binding.
UUACAUACACCUUUUGUUUACAUUUGUUGAAGUGCACAUGCAUGAGAUUUUCAGGAGAGACAAAAUCCGAGUAUUAUUAUGAUAGAUUAUAUUUGGUUUGUCAGUUCAACCGUCACUACAAUAAAGAUGAUACUUAUUUCAUUAGAUACUAGAGUGUCUAAAAAACAAUCAACGGCAUCUCACUUCAUCAUGUCAUAAAGCUCUCUUCAAACUGGAAAAGGAAGAAAUGGUGGACAAUGCUAUUGACUAUACACUGAUGACGGUUUGUAAAACUAUGAUCAAGAAAUUUUGCCCAGAUGAACAUGAUUCUCAAGUUCUUUACUGUUUGAGAGACAAUAGAAAUACAUUUGGAAUGGACCCACGAUGUCGAUCUGUGGUGAUGAAAAGACUUUUGACGCAGAAUACAGACUACAGACUUAACGUUCGUCUGAAAGAAUCUUGUAGUCGAGACAUUCCUAAAUUUUGUUCUUCUGUGAUUGCCAAGGAGAAACAAGAUGAAGAAUUUGAGGGAAAAGUCGUAGCUUGUCUGAAGAAACAGUACAGAAAGACUCGUUUGUCGGCCACGUGUGAAGCCGAAAUACUAAGUGUGAUGAGAGAAGUUGCUCAGGAUUAUCAGCUAGAUCCAGUGUUAGUUCAGGCUUGUUCUGUCGAGAUUCGUAACAGUUGUGAAGAUCAAGAGGAGACUGUUGAGGACUGUCUACGAGCAAGAUUCAUGGACAAGAAAAUCAAAAACCCAGAGUGUAAAAAGGUAACAUCAAAUAUACAUUAACACUAAAGAUAUAAA